AUGAGCCUGCAGGAGAGAGAGGGUGUCUACAGCCUGGGGAAGGAGGCGCUGCUCGUGGACCUGGCGCUGGAGUUCAGCACCUGGGUCGUGGUGAGUCCCUGGCGUCUGGAGCAGAUGCAGCUGCUGGAACUGCCCGACGUCUUCACUGCUGAGGAGGGGGCCGGUUGGAUCCGUGCCGUGGACAUCGCUGAGAUCCGCUGGGAGACCCUCGUCCGCUGGAACUUGCAGCACCCCACCAUCGCCAUCCUCCCCACCGGCAGGCCCGUGAAGGUCACCCACCCCAAAAUCUACCCUAUUCCCUACUCUGACCAUUCGUCCUUUGAGGAGCUGUGUGAGUUUGUGGAGUGGCUGAAACCCUGCUCGGUCAUCCCAAUCGUGCGAGACAGCAGGUGCCAGUUUUACUUUGAAAAAUAUCUGUGUACUGACCAACAGACUCCUCCUGACCUCAAAAUCCCUGAGCCUGUGCAAGAGUUUGCCCAGCAGAGAAGGCAAGAGAAAGGACAGCAACCUGUGCAUCCACUGAAAAGAGCUGUCCGGCAUUCUGUGUCUCGAGGAGUUGUUUUUGAGUCCCCAGACAAAUACACUGACAAGUGUGAAGAGUUUGGGGAUAUUAAGGUUCCUCAGCAGAACUGUGAGUCGGAUUUUUGCUCCAAAGAAGGCUGUACUUGUCCUCACCAGUGUAGAUCAGCCCAGCUCAGUGGAGGGCAGGUAGCAGUAGCAGUAUCAACUAGCCCUGCUAGCAAUUCACUGGCUUCUGAGGAGGACGUGCCAAGUGGAUUGGCAGAGCAGUAUUUACUCACGCCUUUAAACACCCUAAAGCAGAAUUCCUUAGAGAAAUUUGACAAGCUAGUAGAAGAAUUCUUGAAGAGGGAGGAAGUAUCCUGA
Messenger RNA from Tinamus guttatus (white-throated tinamou), 885 nucleotides. The record is from RefSeq and is a predicted model, not a curated record. Lineage: Eukaryota; Metazoa; Chordata; Aves; Tinamiformes; Tinamidae.